GGCAAAGCCCAAGGCAGGGCAGAGGCUUCAGCAGACAUCAGUACGCGUGCGCAGCCCACGGGCGCAUGCUCAGAGAGUGAUCGCGCAGGGGCGCAGAGGUGGACGUUACGCCGGCAAGAUGGCGAAGGUCUCGGACUUGUACGAUGUGACCUGGGAAGAGAUGCGUGAUAAAAUGAGGAAGUGGAGGGAAGAAAACUAUCGGAACAGCGAGCAGAUAGUGGAAGUUGGAGAAGAAUUAAUUAAUGAAUAUGCAUCUAAGCUUGGGGAUGACAUAUGGAUAAUAUAUGAACAGGUGAUGCUUGCUGCCCUGGACUGCAGUCGGGAUGACUUGGCAUCGUUUUGUCUUCAGGAGCUAAGGCGACAAUUCCCCGGGAGCCACAGAGUUAAGCGAUUAACUGGCAUGAGAUUUGAAUACAUGGAAAGGUACGAUGACGCCAUCCAGCUAUAUGACAGAAUUUUACAAGAAGAUUCAACCAAUACAGCAACAAGAAAGCGUAAGAUUGCCAUUCGAAAAGCCCAGGGGAAAAAUGUUGAGGCCAUCCGAGAGCUGAAUGAGUAUCUGGAACAAUUUGUUGGGGACCAAGAAGCUUGGCAUGAACUUGCAGAACUUUACAUCAAUGAGCAUGACUAUGCAAAGGCGGCCUUCUGUUUGGAGGAGCUUAUGAUGACUAAUCCACACAACCACUUAUAUUGUCAGCAAUUUGCUGAAGUUAAAUAUACCCAAGGCGGGCUUGAAAACCUUGAGCUAUCAAGAAAAUAUUUUGCACAAGCAUUGAAACUGAACAACAGAAACAUGAGAGCUUUAUUUGGACUAUACAUGUCUGCCAGCCAUAUUGCUUCCAAUCCUAAAGCAAGUGCAAAAAUGAAAAAGGACAAUAUGAAGUAUGCCAGUUGGGCAGCUAACCAAAUCAACAGAGCUUAUCAGUUUGCAGGUCGCAGUAAGAAAGAGACUAAGUACUCUCUGAAGGCAGUGGAAGACAUGUUGGAAGCCCUGCAAAUCACUCAAUCUUAGGCUGUCACAAAAAGAUCUAAUGUUAGAUUUUACAACUCCAUGUUCAACCUUUAAUGAUCUAUGAGUUAUGUUACUUUAACUAACAAUGGAAUUAGGCAUUUAAUGUGCUAUCUUAAAGGAUGUUUUUAUGAAAAUGUAAAAUGUCUAUUUAUUGCUGCUGUGAAGAAGACACAAUGAAAACUCACUGAAAUGUGUAACUUAUCCCAGGAAGAUAACAAAGAAAUUAAAUGUAUUGCACAUCAGUCUCUUUAGAUCUUGUAUGUACAGUAACUGCUUUUUAAGCCAUAACCUGAUGUAGAAAUAAACUUGUUAAAUGAUCAAGUACAAUUAUGUAUUGGGCCUGCAGACUUAUACAUAUAGAUGAAUACCAUAUGUUAGAUAAAAUUAUCUUAAUUGAAUACUUGAGUUAAAAUGUGGUAAAAGGUAAACAAUUACUGAGCAGUAUUCAUUAUACAAACAUGAAUCAUUACUGUACCUGUGCAGUUUAUUCAAGAAUAAAUUUGAUAUUAAAGUUUU
Chrysemys picta bellii (western painted turtle) is the source of this 1528-nucleotide messenger RNA. It is a transcript of the gene EMC2, whose product is annotated as ER membrane protein complex subunit 2. Gene Ontology annotation, biological process: protein folding in endoplasmic reticulum. NCBI's taxonomy places the organism in Eukaryota, Metazoa, Chordata, Testudines, Emydidae. Gene Ontology annotation, cellular component: EMC complex. The record is from RefSeq and is a predicted model, not a curated record. Gene Ontology annotation, molecular function: protein binding.